CUCUCUCUCUCUCUCUCUCUCUACAAUUGAAUUGCAAUGAGUGAGAGAUGAGUUCACUAGAUCAUGAUUCUGAGCCUCCGAUCCAACUCAACUUGCCUCCUCUCUCAUUGAGUCUAUUCGAUGCCGAACCAUCUGAACCCAACGGCGUCGUUCGCGGAUGCUCCGAACCCUCAAGCCCUAGUAGCAGCGGUUAUGCUGGCGAGAGGGGUAGUAGCACCGCCACAAGCGCAUCCCCGAUCGAAGAGGUCGUUCAACAUGAAAUCGAGGAGAUGACGAUCCAUGAUUCCCAACCUGUCUCGAAUAAUUCCCCUGCCUCCUGGCUUCCUGGGAAACGACACCUCGAUGAGGAUGAUGCUUCCAUUUCAUGGAGGAAAAGGAAGAAGCAUUUUUUUGUUUUAAGUAAUUCUGGGAAACCAAUAUAUUCUAGGUACGGAGAUGAACACAAGCUUGCUGGGUUUUCAGCAACUUUGCAAGCAAUCAUUUCCUUUGUGGAGAAUGGGGGUGACCGUGUCAAAUUUGUGAGGGCUGGAAAGCAUCAGGUGGUUUUUCUUGUGAAAGGACCAAUUUACUUAGUCUGCAUCAGCUGCACAGAAGAGCCUUAUGAGUCAUUAAGGGGGCAGUUGGAGCUUAUUUAUGGCCAGAUGAUUGUUAUACUAACAAAGUCAGUAAACAGAUGUUUUGAGAAGAAUCCAAAGUUUGAUAUGACACCCUUGCUUGGUGGAACAGACAUUGUCUUCGCUUCACUAAUCCACUCUUUUAGUUGGAAUCCAGCUACAUUUCUUCAUGCCUAUAGUUGCCUGCCUCUUGCAUAUGCAACAAGGCAAGCUGCUGGUGCUAUCUUGCAAGAUGUUGCUGAUUCAGGUGUUCUGUUUGCUAUACUGAUGUGCAGGCACAAGGUAAUCAGUCUAGUUGGUGCUCAGAAAGCUUCUCUUCAUCCAGAUGAUAUGCUGUUGCUGGCCAACUUUGUUAUGUCAUCGGAAUCCUUUAGGACAUCAGAAUCAUUUUCUCCUGUUUGCUUGCCACGAUACAAUCCUUUGGCAUUUUUGUAUGCUUAUAUCCAUUAUUUUGAUGAUGACACAUACUUGAUGUUGCUGACCACUAGUUCGGAUGCAUUUUACCAUCUUAAGGAUUGCAGGAUUCGUGUUGAAAUGGUCCUUUUGAAGUCCAAUGUCCUUAGUGAAGUUCAGAGAUCCUUGCUAGAUGGUGGAAUGCAUGUUGAGGAUCUGCCACCCAUACCUCGUUCUGGAUCAUCUGCUCAUUUGGGCCAGCACAGGCUUCCAUCAGAUUCUCCUGAAAGACCGAGGGAACCUAAUUAUGGCAUUGGCGGUGCUGCUGGGUUGUGGCAUUUCAUAUAUCGCAGUAUAUGUCUGGAUCAAUAUGUAUGUUCAGAGUUCUCAUCACCGAUUAACACUCCUCAGCAGCAGAAAAGACUGUAUAGAGCUUACCAAAAACUUUUUGCAUCCAUGCAUGAUAAAGGAAUUGGGCCACACAAAACUCAAUUUAGAAGGGAUGAAAACUACGUUCUGCUCUGUUGGUUAACACAGGAUUUUGAGCUUUAUGCUGCAUUUGAUCCCCUUGCAGACAAGGCCUUGGCAAUAAAGACCUGCAACCGGGUGUGUCAAUGGGUAAAAGAUGUGGAAACUGAAAUAUUUUUGCUAGGAGCUAGCCCCUUUUCAUGGUGAUUUACUAUCAAAUGCUGUAAACAUGUACGAGAAAGUUUAAGCAUCACGCCCAAAGCAUUUCAUUAUUACGUCGUCAUCAGCUGUGGAAAUGCAUGAAUUAAAGAUGUUAUUGACACAUGAUUGCUGCGCCUGCAUUAGUAUGGCAACUUUUAUGCGGAGGAGCCAAGAGGACGGAAGAUUAGUGUUUGCAGAAGAAUCUCUGUUGGGUUGUUACUCUACUUCCAAUAAUUAGUUUUAAAGCGUAGAGACUGGUUAUUUGGAUGAGUAAUUCUAGUGGACUAUUUUCGAGGAAUGAUGUCCCAUUUAAGUUCAAUAUGAUAAAAAUUCCAUUUAAGUUCAAUAUGAUAAAAAGUCUGAUCUGAUUCCAUGUAUAGCUUAGAGUUUAGAAGGAUGGUUGUGAGCUGUUGAUUCAUUUUAGUUUUAUUAUUUGCAUCGGAAUAUCCACCGAAGAUUUUCAAGGGUGGUUGUGUUGAGAUUGUAAAGGGGUUUGACGCCCUCUCCUUAGCUUUGCAUUUUCAGAGGUGUAGGCUUUAUGCAAGCUGGCUUUGGUUAAGCGGAAGACAGUGACAUAAUGUGGCAUGUUAUUUUUUGUGGUGGGUUUGGUUGUUAAAGGUGCACGUUUAGUGACUAACCCAACUCAUCCAAUGAGAGUUAUAUUUCAUUUUGAAAUUAACUAGUUGAUUUUAUUU
Molecule: messenger RNA, 2371 nt
Organism: Gastrolobium bilobum
Lineage: Eukaryota; Viridiplantae; Streptophyta; Magnoliopsida; Fabales; Fabaceae
Product: vacuolar fusion protein MON1 homolog
Exons: 15
Coding region: 48-1682 (544 amino acids)
Biological process (GO): protein targeting to vacuole; vesicle-mediated transport
Source: RefSeq, a predicted model, not a curated record